Arachis stenosperma is the source of this 468-nucleotide messenger RNA. Its product is annotated as protein FAR-RED ELONGATED HYPOCOTYL 3-like. The record is from RefSeq and is a predicted model, not a curated record. Gene Ontology annotation, biological process: regulation of DNA-templated transcription. Bases 1 to 468 code for a protein of 155 amino acids. NCBI's taxonomy places the organism in Eukaryota, Viridiplantae, Streptophyta, Magnoliopsida, Fabales, Fabaceae. The transcript has a single exon.
AUGGGGCUUGAUGCGACGUAUGGGAGGAAUAAGUACAAAUGUCCCCUUGUGAUAUUCUCUGGAGUGGAUCACCACUUGCGCACUGUUAUGUUUGGAUGCACAAUUUUCUUGAAGGAAGGGGAGGAAAGCUAUAUGUGGUUGCCUCGGACAUUUCUAGAGGCCAAGAAAGGAAAGGCUCCUAAGUCUGUUAUUACCGACGGUGAUCAAUCCACGAAGAGUGCAAUCAAAGAUGUAUUUCCAGAAGCGCAUCAUAGGUUGUACAGUUGGCACUUGCUACGCAAUGCGACCGCUCGAGCAGGUAUUCCACGGUUUUUGACCAAGUUUCGUCUUUGUUUAAUGGGGGAUUCGGAGUUCGAUGACUUUGAAGAUAUAUGGAAUGAUGCAGUUGAAGAAUUUGGAUUUCAACAAACUUCAUGGGUCAAGGAUAUGUAUGAGAAGAAACAUAUGUGGUCAAGGAUAUAUAUAUAG